Astrephomene gubernaculifera is the source of this 871-nucleotide messenger RNA. Lineage: Eukaryota; Viridiplantae; Chlorophyta; Chlorophyceae; Chlamydomonadales; Astrephomenaceae. The record is from the annotation of a GenBank genome assembly.
GGCGACGAAGGAGUUCUGGCGGCGCCGCCGAAGGGAGCAGCGGCGUCAUGUGACACAUGAGUCAGCGCCAUCGGAGGGCGCGCGUCGGCGCGAAGCGAGCCCUGCUGAUGCACCCCCCCGAGAGCAUACGGCAGCAGCGGCGGCAGCGGCGGCGGCGCCGCAGGUUCCACCGCCGCCGUCUCUACAGCCAGGACCAUCAUCGUCACAGCCUGCUCCGGAGCCCUUUGCUUCCCAAGGCCCCGGCGGCGGUACCGAAGCGCUUGCAGAGCCCCGGCAUGGGCAGCAGCACCCGCAGCACCACCCGCACGGCGUCCACAUUCGCAAGUCACAUCACGAACACCACCAGGCUCACGAACAGUCCCGGCACCAGGAGUCCUGGCAUCACCACCACUCCCGGCACCCCGGCGGCGACACCGCUGCGCUGACGGCGGCGCGUGCAGCGGAGCGCGCCGCGGCCGCGACUGCGGGUCUGUGCCGCCACCCCGCCGUCGCCGCGGUUGCGCUGGCGUGUCUUAGCAUGGUGGAGGUGUCGGUGGUGGGCGGGGUGUUGCUGGUGCUGGGCAUGUGGACACUGCUGGCGCCGAGCAGGUACGGACGCCAAAUGCUACGGCGGUGCAGCCCCAUGCUCACAUUCUUGCUCCUCACCUGGAAUACGGCAGUCUACGUCAUCACGUGCCUGUCAUCGUCGUACCCGCAUCUUCUCCCUCCCGUACUUCACUCACUCGGCCUCUUCAUGUACGAAAGUCCCCCGCCUGUCGUACUACCACUAGCUGGUCAGGCCUUGGCUAUCAUUGCCAUGGCGGGACUCGCCCGCAGCCGUAGCAGCAGCGGCAGCAGCGAUGAUGAGGGCGGCAGCAGCAUCAGCACCCAC